GGCGCCCGCAGGGUUAACGGCAGCGGGCCUCUGCCGCAGACAUGGAGAAACUCAGGCUGCGCAGUCCCUGGGUGCCCUCGUGCCUCGGGCAGCCCCGCAUCCUGCAGGGCCGGCUGGCCAGGUCCUCGCCCUCGCUCUGGGACAGCGCGCUGCAGGAGCAGAAGGGCGAGCUGCGCAAGCGGCUGUCCUACACCACGCACAAGCUCGAGAAGCUCGAGACCGAGUUCGACUCCACGCGCCAUUACCUGGAGAUCGAGCUGCGGCGCGCGCAGGAGGAGCUCGAGAAGGUCACUGAGAAGCUGCGCAGGAUUCAGAGCAACUACAUGGCGCUGCAGAGGAUCAACCAGGAGCUGGAGGACAAACUGUACCGCAUGGGCCAGCACUAUGAGGAAGAGAAGCGAGCGCUGAGCCACGAGAUUGUUGCCCUCAACAGCCACCUGCUAGAGGCCAAGGUGACCAUCGACAAGCUGUCGGAGGACAAUGAGCUCUAUAGGAAGGACUGCAAUCUAGCGGCCCAGCUGCUGCAGUGCAGCCAGACCUACGGCAGGGUCCAUAAGGCGUCCGAGCUGCCCUCCGACUUCCAGGAGCGCGUGAGCCUGCACAUGGAGAAGCACGGCUGCAGCCUGCCCUCCCCGCUCUGCCGUCCGGCCUAUGCCGACAGUGUCCCCACCUGCGUCAUUGCCAAGGUGCUGGAGAAGCCUGACCCCACCACCCUGUCCUCCCGCCUGUCUGAUGCCUCAGCCCGCGACCUGGCCUUCCGGGAUGGGAUGGAGAAGCAGGGCCCACGGCCCCCCUACAAGGGGGACAUCUACUGCAGCGACACGGCCCUCUACUGCCCCGAGGAGCGGCGGCGCACCCGGCGGCCCAGCGUGGACGCGCCCGUGACCGACGUGGGCUUCCUGCGGGCCCACAACUCCACCGACAGCGCGGCCGAGGAGGAGGAGGAGGCCGAGGCGGCCGCCUUCCCCACAGGCUUCCAGCAUGAGGCCUUCCCGGGCUAUGCAGGCUCGCUGCCCACGUCCAGCUCUUACUCCAGCUUCAGCGCCACGUCGGAGGAGAAGGAGCACGCCCAGGCCAGCACGCUCACCGCCUCGCAGCAGGCCAUCUACCUGAACAGCCGCGACGAGCUCUUCGACCGCAAGCCGCCCGCCGCUGCCUACGAGGGCAGCCCGCGCUUCGCCAAGGCCACGGCCAGCGUGGCAGCGCCGCUCGAGGCCGAGGUGGCCCCGGGGUUUGCGCGGACCAUGUCUCCGUACCCCACUGAGCCCUUCCGCUUCCCGGCUUCCCCGGGCCCCCAGCAGGCCCUGAUGCCCCCAAACCUGUGGAGCCUGCGGGCCAAGCCGGGGGCAUCCCGGCUCCCUGGGGAGGACGUGCGGGGCCAGUGGCGGCCCCUGAGCGUGGAGGACAUUGGCGCCUACUCCUACCCAGCCACCACCGCCGGCCGCGCCUCACCCUGCAGCUUCUCGGAACGCUACUAUGGCAGUGGGGGCAGCCCAGGCAAGAAGGCCGAGGGCCGCGCCAGCCCCCUCUAUGCCACCUACAAGGCCGACAGCUUCUCGGAGGGUGACGACCUCUCCCAGGGCCACCUGGCAGAGCCCCGCUUCCUCCGGGCCGGCGGCGACCUGAGCCUGAGCCCCGGCCGCGCAGCCGACCCACUGCCCGGCUAUGCGCCCAGCCAGGGGGACGCGGAGAGGCUCGGGGUGCAGUUGUGCGGGGCGGGCGGCAGCCCUGAGCCCGAGCACAGCCCCCACAGUUCCAGGGACUCCCUGGAGCCCAGCUCCAUGGAGGCCUCCCCGGAGAUGCACCCCGCUGCCCGCCUCAGCCCCCAGCCAGCCUUCCCGCGGACUGGUGGCUCGGGGCUCAGCCGCAAGGACAGCCUCACGAAAGCCCAGCUCUACGGAACCUUGCUCAACUGA
Messenger RNA from Odobenus rosmarus divergens (Pacific walrus), 1916 nucleotides. It is a transcript of the gene BEGAIN, whose product is annotated as brain-enriched guanylate kinase-associated. NCBI's taxonomy places the organism in Eukaryota, Metazoa, Chordata, Mammalia, Carnivora, Odobenidae. Bases 42 to 1916 code for a protein of 624 amino acids. The transcript has 8 exons. Gene Ontology annotation, cellular component: synapse. The record is from RefSeq and is a predicted model, not a curated record.